AUGCAUACGACCGAGAAGAUACCCAGCUUCCUAUCUCGCCGGAAACCCAGCAAUGAUUCAGAACACGUACCCCCACCACCCGAUGGAGGAGUCCAAGCCUGGACCCAAGUCGUCUGCAUGCACUUCGUAUUCUUCAACACCUGGGGGAUCACCACUAGCUUCUCCGUCUUUGAGCAAUUAUACACCAAAACCCUACCACAGUCAGCAUCCUCUAUCUCCUGGAUCGGCAGCGUCCAGGUAUCUCUCCUGUUCUUCCUGAGCGCCCUUGCCGGACGCGCAACAGACGCCGGCUUCUUCAGAGUCAUGUACCCACUCGGGGUCCUCCUCCAGCUCGUGGGAAUCUUCAUGCUCUCUCUGUGCAAGACCUACUGGGCAAAUCUUCCUCGCUCAGGCGUCAUGUCCGCCUACUUCAUGAAAAACCGAGCCUUUGCAGAGGGCUUGGCUGCGUCUGGUGCAGCAACAGGGGGUUUGAUAUACCCCGUACUCAUCAACCAAUUGCUCUAUAAUCACCAGAUAGGCUUCGCAUGGACAAUACGCGCAGCAGGACUUCUCAUGCUAAUUACCCAUAUCUUUGGCCUGGUUUUCUUCAGACCCCGUCUUCCACCCCGGACCACCGGCCCUCUCAUCGAACUCGGCGCAUUUACCGAGCCGCCUUUCGUCUUCUUCACCUUAUGCUACUUCUUCACCUUCUGGGGCCUGUACUUCGCCUGGUUCUAUCUUGGCACCUUUGCCCGAGACCGUCUCGGCAUCGCGGAUACACAGAACCUGCUCCUUGUGUUGAAUGGAGUCGGCAUCGUCGGACGUAUCGGGCCGAGUAUAAUUGGUGAUCGAUGGACGGGGCGAUUAAACAUCUUGAUCCCCAUCACUCUUUCAUGUGCGAUUCUGAUGUUUUGCUGGAUAGCCGUCAGUACUGUUGCAGGGCUGUAUGCGUUUGUUGUUGUGUAUGGGCUCGUGGGUGGCGCCGCGCAAUCGGUGAUCCCUGCGACGGCGACGACCAUGACGCCGGAUAUCAAUCGGACGGGUACAAGGCUGGGAAUGAUCAUGAGUAUUGUGGGAUUUGCUACGCUGACUGGACCGGCUAUUGAAGGGGCGUUGAUCGCUACUGACGGGGGGAGGUAUGUGGCGGCUCAGAUUUUUGCGGGUGUGAGUAUUCUGCUGGGCGUGUGUGCGGUUGCGGCGGCGCGGGUGGCUAAGGCUGGGUGGGGGUUGGAUGUGAAGGUGUGA
Aspergillus niger is the source of this 1224-nucleotide messenger RNA. RefSeq lists its product as uncharacterized. The record is from RefSeq and is a predicted model, not a curated record. Gene Ontology annotation, molecular function: transmembrane transporter activity. Lineage: Eukaryota; Fungi; Ascomycota; Eurotiomycetes; Eurotiales; Aspergillaceae. Gene Ontology annotation, biological process: transmembrane transport. The coding region runs from base 1 to 1224 and encodes 407 amino acids. Gene Ontology annotation, cellular component: fungal-type vacuole membrane. The transcript has 2 exons.